Molecule: messenger RNA, 4314 nt
Organism: Podospora bellae-mahoneyi
Lineage: Eukaryota; Fungi; Ascomycota; Sordariomycetes; Sordariales; Podosporaceae
Exons: 3
Coding region: 868-4092 (1074 amino acids)
Source: RefSeq, a predicted model, not a curated record
GUUCUCUGUACCCAAGCCCAACCAAAUCAAUCCCAGCCUACCUUACUUCAUUCAUCUAGACUCUGAAUCCUAGUCAUCAUCGUUUCCGCACCUCUCAAAUCAUGCCUCGUUUUCUUGUGUCACCAUCACCCGACAACUCAGCUUUUUCGCUUUGUGUAACACUUCAAUAGAAGACGUUGUGUGCCAUGUACGCGAACCCGAAGAAGCUUCUCGGCAGCCGGGAGCUUUUCAGCGGUGAAUAACAUCCUGCUGUCCACAACAUCACCCUCGUGUUGUUCCUGCAGCGUACCUGACAUGCUUGUCUUUCUAUUUCCGCCAUCGCUUGCCUGCAUCGGAGUGGGUGAGGUGGCCCUCGCAGCUCGCCUUUGUCUUGAGACGAGCCCAAGAUGCCACCCCCAGCGGGAGGCUUACAACUUUUUAAUUUCUUUCCGUUGGACAUACACUACAAUCAAACACUUCCUGGGCAGGUGGGAGACUCGAGAGUGUGACUCUAUGAGCCACUGCUCCCGAGCGUUGCCACCGGAUGAAGACUGCGUAGAGACAAGUCACUUUACCCGUCGCUCCAGAGCAUCUUGCAUUCACCCAAAGCUGCAGCGGAUACGCGCGCAAAAUUCAAGACACUCGUUUUCAGGUCUUUUCACUCGCUACAGGUCAUAGUACGUACGCCCGUUUAGAAUCCGGUAUUGUACCCUCAAGCCGAUCACCCGGCGUUUACCUCGUCGGCAAGUUGCAACCCACUCAGCUUCCACACAUAUACAUAUCUCGCCUUGUGCUCGUCCGGGAACAUCCAGUGUCUUUUUUCCCUCGAGGGUAUCAGGCCACCUUGGACAUCUUUUGGUAGAAUCACUCCAGCUUUACUGGUCCGUGAUGGACAUCUUGUUUUCUGCUUAUGGCUCUGGGCCACUCCCCAAGGCAGCCUUGGAGGAGGUUGAGCGCCGGACUGAGGAAUUGCUCAAGUCUGACACGUUCAAGCAUCUGGGGAAAAAGUCCAAGCUGGACCAGCUACAAGAAACCUACCCUCCCUCCGUGCCAUAUUCUGCUACCUCCCAAGGAAGCCUCCCAUCUCUCCAACUCCCGCGCUUCGACUCACCGCCUACGGACCGCAGUACCCCGAUGCUAAGCCCAGAAACCAAGGGUGUUACACUACAAUCACUUUCUAUCACUAUCCCACGAUCCCCCGAAAGCCACUCACCGUGCCCCGGCACUGGCGAGGAAGACAGUGGAUCAGAAACACCGACGGCAAAUCUUGUAUCUCCGCACAAGCAGGUCAAGUUUCUGUCUCCGGGCAACGACGAGGAAGCCAUGUCAGAUCAGUCGUCAAUCUGCCAAUCUCCCAGCUGGGAGACCUACGGCCAGCGGAAGAGGGAGAAGAAGCUCGAAGCCGAACGCCGGAAAAAGGAAAAGCUGCUAGCGGAGAAGGAAGCGAAGGCGUCGAAGAAACGUACCACUGCAAGACUCAGCAAACUCCCGCCGUCCGUUAGUACGCUGAACACCGGGGCACGAACAACUGGCUUUAUCAGUCCAGAGCGCUCCAUGUCUGAUCCGUCUCUGAUCACACAGCAUUCACUGCUGCAUCUCCAAACAGUCCAACGACCUGAGGGCAGCGGAAAGGCGGCGUCUACCGAUAAUCUUCAACCAAGCAGGUGUCACUUCCUCGCCUCCAGCGAUAUUGUGAACGGAGACAAUGCUGUUCGGCCCAAGACGGCCACUCAAAUCGCCAUACACAAUACUCCCGGAGAUUCGCACUUGGAACUGCGGAGAUCUAUUUCGGAGGGGCCUCUUCCGAAUGUUGCAGCCAUUCCAUCGUCACUUUCACUACAUCAGGAUGGCCGGGUUCCAAGAGAUAUGUGUCCGCCUUCAGCCUCUAGAACACCAAUGCUAAGACAUAUGUCUCCGUCCGCCCAUACGAGAAGCAACAGCCUACCUCAGACGGCGGCUUCGCAGUCCAGAGGCCGCGAUGGGCAUAAAAUAAAUCUGACAUCGGCAGGGCUGGCUGAUGAGGAAGCGUUGGCGAACUCCAAGCCACAACCUUCAUCAAGGAGUAGCUCAAGUAACCCUAGACAUUCGCGACGCUCCUCAUUCACCCAAGACGCCAAAGCGGCAGCCAUGAAACUCAUUGGCAGAAGAGGCACAUCUGCGACACGGAGCGACAACACGAUAGACACCCAACCGUCAGGCAUCGAGGCCGACUACUUUGGCAAUGCAAACCAUCCCCCCGCCUCAGGCUCAAGUCCCAUAGAAUCACAUGAAACUGCGACCCGCAUUCCUCCCUCUACAUCUCACAGCACUGGAAGUUCUGGGGGCUUCUUGAUGACCUCUGCUAGCCAGAGUAAAAGAUCCCGAAGUCUCAAAGAUGCGGCGAAGGCAGCACUGAGCAUUGGGAAAAGACCUCAGCUCCAAACAAGCGCAACGACACACAUAGCAGGCCCGCCAUAUUUGUCAUUUCGAGACCGUAAGCAGUCAAAGGUGUCCAUGUCUCAGGAAGUGGGCAGUCCGAGUGUUCAGGAUGAGCCACCCAUCCUGACAUCAGUAACCUCUGUAUCUCAGCCUGGGGCACCUGGUUCUGUGGCCAGUAACGGAACAACAAGUCAAACAGGAAGCCGCGCUUCCGAAGGCUCGUCGACUUCAACUUGCUCCACCUUCGAAGACGGAUCCUCUCUUGUAUCGCAAACAAUCACCCCGGACACAUCCAGGCCUCAGUCUUCUGGGGGUGAUUCUGCAUUGGAGAACAUUUUGACUCAAAAAGAUCCCAAUUUCCAAGGGACCGACAACACACAGUCUGCAAGGUCGAGUAAAUCGACUACGCCUCGUCCUGGGAAUCCAGAAAAUUCUGGAAUAAGUUCAGGUGGUGAUGAUGACUGGUGGAACAAAGAGGCCAUGCCAGUCGAUCAAGAUAAUGAUGCACAGUCUUUCAUGACGUCUCGCUCAACUUUUGAUGACACGGAUGAACCUUCGCCAAACUCGUCGAACAAUACAGCUGAGUUACCACUCAGGAACAGGACUGAGGGCUUGGAGUCUCAACUAGGCCUGGCAAGAAAACUACAAUCGGCAGACCCAUCUGGUUCACCAACCUACCCUACCCCGUUGCCGGGAUCCUCUGUUGCACCUGCCGUUGUGAUACCGCCUCGAUCCAUGAAACGGAAUCUUUCCAUUUCUGAUUCAGGCCACACAUCUCCGUACACUGAGAGAAACACAGAAACUGCCCCAGCUCACUAUGGUCCCGUUGAAGAUGUUGCCACCAGACCUUUGAAGCGUGAGGGCGCAAAUCGAAAGCAAAAAAGGGAGUUGAGGACUCGGGAGUAUGGGAGCAACCAGUCUGCCUGGCACGGAAACGAGCACUCUGCCGAACCACAUGCUUUGUAUAUGUCGACAGAUUUACCCAGCCCACCCCUCCCCCCUAGAUCAGGGACCCGAAAAAGCAAACCUGUUAUGGCUGCUGAGUUUCAAAUACCAUCGAGCCCUUACUCAGAGGACUUCCCUGGGGACGAUAGUGUUUUUGGUCCCAGCUCUCAUGUGGAGCCAUCACCUCACCCAAGCACCAGGUUUACACAUCAUAGCGCCGCCAGACCAUCAUCGCAACCUCGAACACACUCUGCUCCAAUUCUGUCUCCUGCGCCUAUCUCAGCGCUGAGACCGCAUACUCCAUCGCCGCUUACUUCCCAGGGCGCACAAAAUUCAGGUGGCGCUUCUAAACCUGGACUGGUAUCUAUCCUGAAGCCACCAAAGCACUCAGAGAUAUCAUUGUCUGCACCGACAUCGCCAGGCCAGCCCCCCACCCUGUCCGCACUGCCGAGACACAUGCAACUGAAACCCGGCACCUCCAGUCGUACGCCGAGUACCGUCACAGAGUCACGGAUGGCUCCCAUAGCCAAAAUGUUUGUCGAGUGCUGCAGCUGCAAGUUUUACCACGACAUGCCAUCCAAAAUCUACGAAUGCAUGGCGAAACCGGACGCGGUGGUCGAGGACAGAAACCUGGGGAUAUCGGGAGCGAUUACCACCGCAGUGAAAUGCCCAUGGUGCCAACAUAGUAUGAGCACCGGUUGCUGCGCGGGUUAUGCUGCUGUUGUCUACCUCAAGGAGAAGUUGCACUAGAGGGUUAGUCGGUAUGUUUUGCAUUUUUUGAGAGCGCCAUAAGGGGCACAUAAAAUGGAUUUCCUUGCUUGCGAGCUUGAGUUUACUGUAGCAUGUUUUUUUCAGUAUUGUCCGCAUAAGAUGGCGAAGAAAAUGGAGGGAAAAGCCUGUCGUUUUCGCGAUUCCAUGUCUUACCUAGGUAGCUCAUGAAUAAAGUGUGUUCUCCGUUACGAUACUUUCCGG